Gasterosteus aculeatus aculeatus (three-spined stickleback) is the source of this 2573-nucleotide messenger RNA. RefSeq names its product dolichyl-phosphate (UDP-N-acetylglucosamine) N-acetylglucosaminephosphotransferase 1 (GlcNAc-1-P transferase) (gene dpagt1). Gene Ontology annotation, biological process: dolichol-linked oligosaccharide biosynthetic process. Gene Ontology annotation, molecular function: UDP-N-acetylglucosamine-dolichyl-phosphate N-acetylglucosaminephosphotransferase activity. Gene Ontology annotation, cellular component: membrane. Lineage: Eukaryota; Metazoa; Chordata; Actinopteri; Perciformes; Gasterosteidae. The record is from RefSeq and is a predicted model, not a curated record.
CACCUCUAUAACUCUCGGGAUGUGCUUAAACAUACGUGGAGUUCAGACAUUAAGGCGGUGAGCCGAUAUUAGCAGCAAUAACCCGUAAUGCAGAAUAGUAUGGACCACCACCGCAACUCGUGGACUUAUUUUUCUUUGACACCGGAAACACGGAGAUGUAUCACGCUUUAAAAUAGCGAUAUGACACGUGUUUACAUUACGGAAGACAGCCAAAACUCGCUCAUCGAUCGACCUGAAGGGAGGCAAUUAGCUAGAAACGUGAUUUGAUUUAUUAGAGACAGACCAACCAAAAUGUCUGGAAAAAUGUCACCAGUACCCGUCCUGCCGUUAGUGAUCAACUGUUUAUUUUCUGUACUGGGCUGUAUGGCCACAUUGAAACUCAUUCCUGCUUUCAAAGACCAUUUCAUCUCAGCCAGAUUGUACGGAAUGGACCUAAACAAAACCUCCAAAAAGGAAGUCCCAGAGUCCCAAGGAGUCAUCAGUGGGACAGUCUUCCUCAUCAUCCUUUUCUGCUUCAUCCCGGUGCCUUUCCUCAGCUGCUUUGUAGGCGAUCAGUGCAUGGGCUUCCCACACGACGAGUUUGUACAGUUGAUUGGUGCACUUCUGGCCAUCUGUUGCAUGAUCUUCCUGGGCUUUGCUGACGACGUGCUGAACCUGCGUUGGAGACACAAGCUCCUGCUUCCCACCAUGGCUUCCUUGCCGCUGCUCAUGGUGUAUUUUACCAACUUCGGCAACACGGUCAUCGUGGUGCCGAAGCCCUUCAGGGCCCUGCUCGGGCUGCAUUUGGACUUGGGUAUUCUUUACUACGUCUACAUGGGGAUGCUUGCAGUUUUCUGCACAAAUGCCAUUAACAUCUUAGCUGGCAUCAAUGGCAUUGAGUCAGGUCAGGCCCUGUUUAUCUCCGGCUCCAUCAUCGUCUUCAACCUGCUGGAGCUCAGUGGAGAUUAUCGCGAGGACCAUAUUUUCUCACUCUACUUUAUGAUACCAUUCUUCUUCACAACAUUAGCACUUUUCUACCACAACUGGUAUCCUUCAUCCGUGUUUGUUGGAGACACUUUCUGCUACUUUGCCGGGAUGACCUUUGCUGUAGUCGGCAUCCUGGGACACUUCAGCAAAACAAUGCUGCUCUUCUUCCUUCCUCAAGUGGUUAACUUUGUCUACUCCUUGCCUCAACUGUUUCAUGUCAUCCCCUGUCCCAGACACCGGCUCCCCAGGCUGAAUCAUGACACAGGCAAACUGGGGAUGAGCUACUCUAAAUUCAAAAGAAAGGACCUCUCUAAAUUAGGAAACCUCAUCAUGAAGGUGGCCGAGUUAUUAAAGCUGCUCGAGGUGCGAAGAGGCCAAGAGGGAGAUGAUGAUUUUAUUGAGUGCAACAACAUGACCUUAAUAAAUCUGGUCCUGAAAUUACUCGGUCCCACUCACGAGAGAGACCUCACAGUCAUCAUGCUCGUCAUACAGGUGAUGGGCAGUGUAGCUGCCUUCGGCAUCCGCUAUCAUCUGGUGCGUCUCUUCUACGACGUCUAGACAGCAGUCUGAGAAAGAGGAGAAACCAUUGACUGAGAAGAUAUGAUGUUUUAUGGGACUAUUUUUACAGACUCAUCGGUCUAUUGAUAGACUCCAUUACCUCACUGUUACUUUUCUGCAUCAGACUCUGCUUGCAGUAUGCACCUAAUGCAAGGUUCAAAGCUAUGUUUCACUUUGUACAACAUUUUCACAUGUGCUCAAACAUAAAACUGCUAGGGGCUGACGUAAAUAGCGGUGUACUUUUCUCCUUAAUUUCAGUAAUUGCGAGAUCGAAAAAGUAACUGAGACUUGGUGAUCUUAUGUGUCCAACCCGAAAGUAUAUUUUUGUACUUGUUUUUUAACGUGGGAAUGACCUUUUGGUUUUCGGGUCGACCAACAUUAGUGGCUGAUGGCACUAACUUGUUUUGAUUUGAUAACAGCUUAAUGGAUGUAGAAGUGCUUUGAGAAAGUGUGAAAAGUUCACCCUGCGGCCCUUUACACGAUUCUGCUGUUUAAGGUGAGAUGGCUUAGUGAAAAUCUGCCCAAGAAAACCUAAUUUAUUGUGAUUAUCAAGCCAUGCAACAUGAGUAAAAUUACUGAAUUAGUUAAUAUACAAUUAUUGUUUGUUGGUUACCUUACAGAAUAAUCAUUGUGAAGGAAAGCAAUGAGAUGAGGCUAUAAUCAAUUUGAAUACCAAGAAUUAGGUGGAGAUGGGUAAAAAGACAUUAAAAGAGUUGUCAACAACGAUACUAAGGCAGAAGAUGGGUGAGAAUGACGAAAAUGAUAAUCAUUCAUACCCUUCUUGGUAUUAUAGCUGUAUUUUUAUCUGGUAUUCAUUUUCCCCCCAAGGUUUCAGCGGAUAUCAAUGUGAAGUAAACUGGCACUGGAAUAUUUUGCUUAGGAAUGUAAAUACGAGUGAGAAACUUUACUGUUGAAAUGGAAGUCUAAAAUAAAGAAAUUAAACCUCAGAAAAUGAAAAUAUAAUGAUUGCCAUCAUUAUUAUUGCUGGUAUUUUAUUUACUGUUUAAGGAACCAGGUGAAGAUGAAUAAAUGUUUUACUACAAGUAAAA